AUGUCCGGAAGACAAGAGCAAAUCAACCUCGAUACAUUAGAGCCUCAGCAGCUUGCCCAGGUCAAGAAGCAACUCGACGAAGAGCUCGAACACCUGACGACGUCCUUUGCGCAGCUUCAUGCCGCACAGAAUAAGUUCAAGGACUGCCUCCAAUGCGUCAAGAGCAGGUCUGCCGCUCCUGAAGGAGCCAACUCCGUGCUAGUUCCCCUUACCAAUUCGCUAUAUGUCCGUGGAGAGUUGGCGGAUGCCGAUACAGUACUGGUGGACAUCGGCACCGGCUUUUUGGUAGAAAAGAAACUCAAGUCUGCCGAGAAGUUUUACGAAGCCAAGGUCGAGGAGCUUGGAAGCAACCUAAAAGAUCUCGAGGUCAUUGUUCAACGGAAGCAGACAAAUGCACGAACAAUCGAGGAGGUUUUGAGACAAAAGAUCAUGGCUGGUCAAGGACAAGGUGAGCAACAGGCGUAA
This is a messenger RNA of Fusarium sp. VM40, 465 nucleotides long. NCBI's taxonomy places the organism in Eukaryota, Fungi, Ascomycota, Sordariomycetes, Hypocreales, Nectriaceae. The record is from the annotation of a GenBank genome assembly.